Molecule: messenger RNA, 5875 nt
Organism: Diuraphis noxia (Russian wheat aphid)
Lineage: Eukaryota; Metazoa; Arthropoda; Insecta; Hemiptera; Aphididae
Biological process (GO): positive regulation of peptidyl-serine phosphorylation; small GTPase-mediated signal transduction
Molecular function (GO): guanyl-nucleotide exchange factor activity
Source: RefSeq, a predicted model, not a curated record
AAACAACAUAAACCACCACAAUCACAGCGUUUAUCAUCACCGUUGAAUGCCGACUCAGCCACUGUUGAAGUAGAAGCCGAAAAAUUGAAAAAACUCUUGGAAUGGGAGUUGUCAUCGUUGGAAGCUGAUGACUUGCGGUCGCAUGCCUGGUACCAUGGUAAUCAGGUGGACCGGGCUGAAGCUGAGCGGMUUUUACGRCAAUGUGUCGCUGAAGAGUAUGGUUUAGCUACUAAUAUUAUAAUAACUGCGAAUGACACGGUUUCGAUUUCUUCUCCGAGCGAUGCUUCUGCUACUGCCACUAAAGGCUCUUCGUCUCUACAACAGCGUGUCGAAGAAACCAGUGAUUCGGAUGGGGUGGAAGACCUUAGCAGUGACAGUAGUGAUGUGGAUCUCGGUAUUAAUGACUUCAUGGACGAACGUGGCAUAGCUCUGGCUCUUUCCGUAUUCAAGUCAACUGCAAUGGAUGCGGCGCUGCUAAAAAGACCUAAAGGGCUACACCGACCACGACGGCACUUCUACUGUUUCUUAGUUCGAGACAGCCUGAAUGUCCGGCCACCAGGCCGAUACGUUUUAUCGUGUCUGCGAGUCGACAAGUACGAAGACAAUGAAACUGGGGAAAAAAACAAAUCUAAACUCAGCCAUGAUGAGCAGCGACGUAAAAAUCGCCGACAACAACAACGGAGACAGCAAAGGCAGCUUCGAAAUCCAGUGUUGCAUUUUGUCGUGAAUGAGAUAAUCCUGCAACCAGGAACAGUAUAUGAACGAUCGCAAUUCAGUUUUGGAGAAACUUUACCCUCAAUGCCUACUGCUGYUUCAACUGCAGUUGUAAACAACAACGACCAGCGUCAACCGGGAUUUGAUAGUGUACCCGAUCUGAUUAGGUACUAUGUUGGUGGUGCUGAUGACAAUGCCGUACUCAUAUAUGGAGGUGGAAAUGUUGGUGCUGUGAGUGGUAGUAUGACAUUUUCUCGAAUACCGCAAACUGAGGUACGACUUCGGUAUCCAUGCAACAGACGCCGUCCACUGAUAGGAGACUACUCGUUGGUUGAAUCUGCAUUUCCAAAUAUUCUCCCGAGUACGGUUGAAAAUUCUGGGCUGACACGACAACGUUGCCGUACUUUGACUUCGGCUUCCGUAUGCACUGAAGGACUACGGAUAUUAUCUACUUCUCCUAGUAGGGAAAUAGAAGAAUCAACGUCAUCUCAAAAUACAAACCAUGGAAACCAUUCACCGUCGCCGCCUCCUCAAACUUCAAAAUGGAUGCGCAUGCAGUCUUCAUCUAGGUCGUCAAUCCGAAUAAUUCCUUCAGCAACUGUAACUUCCGAAAUGGUCACAUCAUCUACGUCUUUGAAGACUUUUUCAGCAGGAGGAUCGGCUAAUCAACCUCAGUCACAACUAUUGACAAAAUAUCCUUAUCCUCCAAGAAUUGACUCACAAUUGUCAUUUACUGAGUCCAUUUCAGUAUCACCAAAUUUGUCUGUUAAAACUUUACCACGUCAACCGAAAUCCUCUUAUCCACUUCCUUCAAUCUCUGGAUCAUCGUCAUCAUUAUCAUCUGAACGUCCUUCAAAUUCGGGGUCAAAAUCAAUAUCGGACCAAUCAAGUUUAUCACUGCGACCUUACCCAUCAUAUCCAGAUAUGCCAUCUAGAGGUACUCAACUAUCAAUAUCUGAUUUAUUAUCAUCACCGUCGUCUUCAAUGGAUCCAACAAGGCUUUCGCGGAGUAUCUCAAGGACUAAUUCUUUAAAUCGUGAGUUCGAUGAACCUUUCGGCUUUUACAAAGAAAACAUUGAGGGUGCACAACCAAGUCCCUCUAGAUCACCACAUUUAGUUAAUAAUUUUUACAACCAGUAUGAAGAUAAUACAUAUUCUUCGCCAUUUGAYACAGCAGUAUUGUCAUCAUUUGUCCUACGAAGACCGACACCCAAAGUUAACCGGUUUGAACAAAAUCCGGAGCCGUAUCCKUGUGAUUUUUUUAGGUAUUUUGUUGAAGACUCCAAACCCCCUACUAUGUCUGUUGACAGGUCACCAAGUCCUCAGAUUAAGCCCGAAGCACCUCAAGUUCCUAAUAAUAGUCAGAACAUAUCAAAUCCCUCAGGAAAUAAGAAUUAUAGCGUUGAUAAAAAAGGGGAACAGAGAUCCUCGUCGUCCGAUUCUUCUUCCAUUUCAACAUCUACGUUAAAGGAUGAAGAGAUAGAGCAUAAUAGAUGUAGACAGUUAACCGAUCGUCAAAAAGUAAAAAUCGCUGUAGAGCAACCACAACAAAAUGUGUACCAAUUCGUUGAAAAGCAGGUAUUAAAUAGUCAAAGAGAAACUCAGAAUGAGGAGAUCCAAGAGRUUGAGAAUCCAAUAAAAAAUGUUGAGAUAAGGCAAAAAAGUGUUGAAGGAGAGCAUACAAUUGAUGAUGAAAAUGUAGAUGGAAAAGAAAGUGAUAAGCAGAGAUCUUCGGAUCUAGAUUCCAAUGUAGAAAAAUCAUCAAAAGCAUCUGAAAAUCAAAAUUUUCAGAAAUGCCGCACCCGUUCUAACACCAUUCGUCAAGGAUUAKUUGAUAUGCUGAAACAACCACAUCUAGAUCAGCAGCAUCGAGAACUAACUCAAAUCACGGGGAUACGAGAUUAUGAUCCACGACAACGACGUUUACGGCAAAUGCAUCAGACGCUAAUUGAAGACCAGGAGGUUGAUCAUACGACAGAUAGUAUGAAAAUGGAAUCUCGUAAAAUCAUCUCAGAUAUARAAACUAGCAAACUAAUAAAAUUAACUAAUCGCACUGACCGAGCUGCCACAGUUGCCCCRGCUAAAAUUCGUGCAGCUCGUAAUUCUAUUAGGUCAUCAAAUAGUUACUUAGCUGAAAAUAUGAUAAGGCAGUGGGCUGGCUUACAAAAAAUGUCUAACUUAAGUAGAAACUCUAAAGUUACGGAAGUAAACCACCGAAUCCAAAUACCUGUAAUCGAACUUAUGCCACAUAUUCGGCGGAAACGACAACAGAACAAUAAACCUAAGACUGUUUCGGAAAAACACCAUUUGCCGGCGUGUACCGACUUUUCGUCGGCURAAAAGACCCUUAGAGAACACGUGACUCAACUUGGAGAAACCCAACUACGAGUGCAAAUGAAUAUGAACUGUCCUCAAGUGAAUCUGGAAAAAACUGGCCAUAGCAUCUUCAACCACGAGAGUAACGACACUCCUGUGACUAAAGCUGGCCAAUCAAAUACAACCGCAAUAUUUAGUGAUAUUUACUGCCCUCUCACUAAAAUUAUUCCCUCAAUGACCGCCGAGUCCAGUACUAGUACAUCCAGCCAAGAAAUAGGUUCUGUUGGUGUUGGCAGUAUUGGAUGUAAGCCGGCUUGCGAUUAUGUAAAUAUCAACUCUCAAUUCGAUAACCAUCAAAACUCAUUCAAUAAAAGUGAUACCCGAAAUUUCAACACCAACAAUUUUGGAACCCAUCGCAAAAAUAAUCAACACCAUGGAUAUAAACAUCAAGUUAGCAAACCACAAAGCAACAAUAACCCUAACAAUUUCGUUGAUAAUAACGAACCAAUUGCCGAUUAUGAAAAUAUACUUUCUCACAACAUUGACGAUACCGAUGAUUUUAAUUACGAAAAUAUAAGUCGAAAUAAUGACGAAAAACAGCAACAACUUAUUUAUGACUUUAAUGGAAGUAAUUCUGCAGUUGCUGCUGCCUUACGGGCCGUCCACCUGGCAAUAAUUGGUAAUCCUGAUGACAAGGAUGGAGCAACAGUGGGUACGGGAAAACUAGCUGCCGCCUUGUGCCGUGCAGAUGGCCGGGUCACCGUAUUACCAUAUCGACGAAAUGUAACUAAAAGUAAACAAGUUGGRCCACUUUUGAGUACAUGUCCACUUCAACUUUUAGGUCAACUAGGAGCUGCUGGUCGUCGUGCUCGUCUGGAUGUUAUAGAAAGAUUUGCUUGUCUACAGUACCUCGUCGCAAUGACGGUAAUAGUGACUCCUUGUUUGAUGCUAAUUGGCAGUGAUAUCAAUUUCAAAGAAAAUCUAGUAGAUGAAAAUCUUGAAUGGAGUUUGGAAGAUGAAUACGAAUACCGGCGUCGGCGAUUCUAUUAUCAAUGUGCUGGUAUCAGUAGCUUGUGUGUCUCCGAUAACUAUUCUACCUCAGAUGACGAUGAAGAGAGUUAUAGACUAACAGCUAAUUCAGAUUUUGACUCUGGAUAUUCAUUGCCACCAAGAGAAGAGUGGGCUGUUGAAAAACGUCACUGGUGGGAUCUACUGACUAAACAUAGGGCAGCUGCCCUUGAUAAGUGGAUUCGUACAGCAGCUGAUACCAAACAGGCAGUGGGAGAUGUGUAUGGUUAUCGGGCUCUAAUGUCUGCGCUAUGUUCUGACAGGAUCCAAUCACUUCAAGAUGCAUGGGCAACUCUUCGGCGGUUACACACUGCCACGGCCGUGGCGUUUGAGUCCCGUCUUCGACCUGAGUUUCUGGGCCGCAGAGAAAAAAAUUUAAUGACAGUUUCGGGGAAACCAGGUAUUAAUGAAAUCGAUGACAACGACAUGAAUGAGCUACUACAGCUUCCACCAAACGCGACUGUUCCUGAUGCCACAGCAUUGGCUGUACUAUACGAACAUUUAUAUAACGUCGAURGUUGUAACACUGGUAGUAGCAUUGACACUACAACCACUGUUUCMAGUGAUAUUGGCAGUAAGAAAGAAUUAGACACUAGAAUAUCAUCGUUUUUUAUUUCACCAUUGUCCCUGUCACCUUCACCGUGGUUAUCUCUCAAUAGUGGAAUAAGUGGUGGUUUAGGGUUAUCGAUUGCAUCUGACUACGGACUGAGUGCUCUUCAUGUUCAGUGUAUUCAGUACUCCGAAUGGGUGCAGCAGAGUUACGUUAAUGAUGAUUCUAUAUCAACGAAAACACCAAUGUUACAAUUGGACCGGUUUCGAAGUAACUUCCAUGCAUUAUUACGUCAAUACAGCGGAAGUGGCUUUGAUAUUUWUGAUGACGGCGAUGAAGGCUUUAACAAAGACAAAAACUUCCAGAAAGAUGGAAAUACCAACUACCACAAGAAAAUUAAUUACAAGCGAAACAAUGACUUUGGAUACGAACGCCAGUAUGAAGACAGUGUGGAGGAGUAUGAUUAUGAUGACUGUGGUGAUGACGAUGAUGAUGAUGCUACAGUUAUCUGUUACGAUAACAGAAGUUCUCUUUCAGCGGGUAGAAGAGUUGGAAUUGAUACAAUGUGCGCGGACUCACAUGUAGGAGCUACGGCCACAGAAAUGCAACAAAAAACAACUACAAAAAAUGAAAAAUGCCAUCGCCUUCAACAAAAUCAAGAAAAUGACCAAUACUAUCGAUGGGUCGAAGAUGUGUGUGCUUUUAGUCCAGGGCCCGCACCUCUUAACAUCGUAUUCUGUACCGAGCUUCAUGUCUGCCUAUUUUGGCCUCCAACUCUUUUCCUUCAAGACAUUAAUGACGACAAAGAUACCAUUGAGUUGGCGAUACCCGCCUACGCGUUAGGUACAACUUACGUUGCGGCAGAAGCCGCUUACCAAAAUGAAAGCGAAUCUAAUAGCACUGCGUCUCAAGCAUUGCCUUUGAAUCAUGUGAUUUCUGCACAUCUGGAUCAAGCUGCUCAAGAUAUGCGUCUCAGGUACAAAGCCAUGGAUGAUUUUUUGGAUAAAGCUUGUUCCUAUUCAGCGUUUCUCGCUAAAGUAGCUUAUGAAGAUAAUACGACGGUGGGCAAAUAAAAACAGCAUUGUAUGCUAUCACAGGGUGUUUAGAACAGCCAUCCUUUUUCACUUUGAAUAUUUCGAUUGUUUUAAGGGAAUCUUUAAAUAUUUAAUAUGACUUAGGAUUAUCAGGACAGGUUAAACAUAAUAUUUAAAAAAGUAAUAAUCAAAU